UUCCUCCGCCUGUACCCCGCCUUUGCCCCGCCUGCUCCCGGUGCCUCCCGUGCCUCCCGCCGGGCGCGGCCGGGGCCCUGCUCGUUCCCAGGACCUUGCCCCAGGCGGCCCGGCGGGCAUGGAGCGGCUGCGGGUGGAUGCGCAGGCCCUGGAGGAGUACGCGGAGUACCGGCGAAUUGUAGGUGAUGACGAUGGAGGAAAGCUCUUUACUCCUGAUGAAUAUGAGGAGUACAAAAGAAAAGUAUUACCAACUCGGCUACAGAACAGGUUGUAUGUGAGCUGGAGAUCACCAACUGGCAUGGACUGUAAGCUUGUGGGACCAGAGACACUGUGCUUUUGCACCCAUCGGUAUAAACAACACAAAACAGACUACGAGGUGCUUCCCAAGGAGCGCCCUCUCAGCGUGCCUUGCAGAGUGAAGCGCUGCCCGUGCCAGUCCUUCCAGUUCGUGCCCCUGAGCGGCAGCCAGCCCGUCCGCUGCCGCUGCAAGCACGCCCCUGAGCAGCACAGCGCAGCGCCGGGCUUCCCCUGCACCUCCUGUUCCAAGUGUUCAGGCUUUCAUAGCUGCUUUACCUGUGCAUGUGGUCAGCCAGCAUACGCUCAUGAAACAGUUGUGGAAACCAAAGAGGAGCGCUUAGCCCAAGGAAAGCCCGUGGGGCAGGAUGUUCCUUACGCUGCCAUGGGAGGACUGACUGGUUUUAGCUCACUAGCAGAAGGCUACAUGAGGCUUGAUGACAGUGGAAUAGGUGCUCCUUCUGCUGAACUUUUAGAAGCCCCCAUUACUAGCAUGGAUCAUCCAUUUCUAAAGGCAUUUCAGGGACCUUCGAGUUCCGCUCAAUCCAUGCCACAAAUAGCAGGUAGUUCAAGUGCCACAGGGCAAGUUUCUCACGGAAAACAAUCAGAAGCUGAUGACAUGGCUUACUUUGAAAAACGCUAUCAAGAACGGGCAAGUUCCUACAUUCAUUGCUUAAUUAAAAUACACUUUCACAAGAGGUCAUCUAAACCCCAUAAAUCUGAAAAUGGAGAAGGCUGCUAAACGGAAAGAGAGGAGUCCAGCGCCAUCAAAGAAGCCAUGAGAUUAAUAAAUAAAUAUUUAUUAUUUGGCACAUUGUUCAUUAUUGCAUUGAGUAUUUUUCUCUGUGCCUACCCGCAUACCUGUAUUUAUUCAUUUAUUUAUUCUGUUGUUUUGUUCCUUUGCUGAAUUUAAUUUUUAAUUACCUCAUUGUAAUAAAAUUGGUUCUUUAAUCAAUGUGUUUCUAAUCUCCAGGAGUGUAACACAGGUAUUUCUUUGAAAAUGGAGAAGCAUAUUUAGAGAGUUGCAGGUCUGAGGGUUUAAGCUCUGUGAGUUUAAGGUCUGAGAGAAUAACCUUGUAUUUAAGUAUUAGGUUGCAGGAGGGGAAAGAAAAGAUAUGUCUCAUACUUAGACUUUUAUGAUACAUCUUCUUUAUUUGUAGAGUCCUUUAAACUCAUCUUGGUUAUGGAUUUUAUGUGGUGAGAUUUGUUCUGUUAAUAUUGACAUUUUAAUAUUGUCUUGAAAUCCUUUUGCCCUUUCUGCUUGUUUCAUCUUCUUGACAUAAAAUUCAAACAUACCCAUCUUCUCUCACACUUCUGUAGGUUCUGUUCUUGGCAUCAUAUAAAAUUUUAAAAAUAAUGUAACAUUCUGUACACUUGUAAAACCAUUUCCAUGCUUAUGAGCUACUUGAAGGGAUCUUGCUUGUAUAUUUUUUUCCCAGAUUUCCCUGGUGGUACAAUUCUCCCAAUUCUGUUUGUCUGUCACUGUCCAUAACAAUAAUUACACUAAAAUUCUGAACACCUUUAGUGGAAAUGGACAUGUUAUUUAUAGCAUGUAAAGCAAUAAUUGCAUGCUGUUUGGUACAAACUUAUUUAUCCAAGAGAUUCAUCAUGGCUGAUCCAACACAGACGGAAUCACUUCAGGGAGAUGUGCUUCUGUAUUCUUUGUCCAUAUUCACAGCUGUGGCAACAUAUGUUGCAUUAAAGGUAGUGGACAGGAAAAUACAAAAUUUAGUGAAUAUGUGGUGGUUUAAUUCUGCAAAGCAGCACAGCACAAACUUGGUACAGAAUAAGUGGCAGAGAGUGCGGCUUAGGAGGCAAAAGCAGAGCCUGAGUUAACUGAUUCUGCUUUGAGAACAGAGAGAUGUUAAGUCAGUUUGCUCUUAAAAAUACCUGGAGGUGUCUCUUGGACUGGAGGCUUUACGGGAGGUGUGUGUACUGAGACUUUACAGCAAGAAUUGGGAGAAGCCUACAAAGCUUUGUUUCCCAUUGGAGAGAAUGCCUCCAUGUGCCUGAUGGGCAAAGGAAAAGAGGUGAGUUUGAAGGCAUUUACUGCAGGGCAGCUUGGGUUUUGUUCAGAUAUCACCUGUGGUGUGAAGGUUCAGUUUUAAGAGAGCCUUUUACCUUUAACUCUGACCUAUACUGCCAUUACUACAGAUGCCAAUCAGAGGGGCUACUCUGUUAGUUUAAUUUAAAUGCAUAAUGCAAAGAGUCUAAAUAAUGUCUUAAAAGUACCUUUACUGGUAAAUUCUACAGUGACAUGCUUCUUCAGCCUAAUAAAUGAAAGUACUAAUUUGAGCUCCCUCUUCUGGCCCUGGCAAGCAAUCCAUUCUACACAUCCUCUGCUUGCUUCUGAAAAUAAAAGGGGUUUUCACAAUAUAAUCACAAGAAACCAACAAAUACAAAUAACAUUCAUAAAGAAAAGUAAAAAAAACACAGAAAAAUUUUCCAUUUUUCAAAGACAUUAUUACAAACUUAAUAGUGGACAUUUACUCUAGUUUCCUACUUAUUCCUGUUACUACAUCCAUUGGGGAAUUCAGUUCUGGAAAUGUCUGUGUGUGUGUUGCAGAAUUGAGCUUUCUCAUAGCAAAAUAUUGUUAAAAAGAGAGGUUACAAAUAGUUACAAAAACUUUCAUUUUGCGUUCCUUUUGAUACUGAGAGCAUACAUUUUAGGAAAUAACUUAUUAUUUUACAUUUUGAGUUGACAAUAUUUGUUGUAAAAAUUAGCUCUGCCAAAUUCAGUCCUACUAAACUGUA
Messenger RNA from Motacilla alba alba, 3048 nucleotides. RefSeq names its product family with sequence similarity 221 member A (gene FAM221A). The coding region runs from base 119 to 1036 and encodes 305 amino acids. The record is from RefSeq and is a predicted model, not a curated record. The transcript has 7 exons. NCBI's taxonomy places the organism in Eukaryota, Metazoa, Chordata, Aves, Passeriformes, Motacillidae.